UAUCGUCUUAGCCAUGACUUUGAUGUCUCCGCCUUGAAAAGGAAAACUUUAGGCUUUUAAGGAAAUCAAUUGAAAAAUAUAAAUAAAAUGAUCUGUCAGCUAAUAGCGUCAUCACAUAUGUCAAGUGGAUAAAAAUUUUGCUGCCAAACAUACCUAGAUGUGUUUGGACAAAUAUUUGGUGUAGCCAACACAUAGAUAUAUUUUGUUAGCCAUUAAGUAAUUGUUGGGAUAAAAUAUUCACACUCCAAAUUGUUUAGGUAUGAAAAUAAGGAAAAAAUAUUUUACCCUUUGAGUCUUAGGAAAAAAAGUAUGGGAAAGUGCAGCUCAAAAAGGCAUGUAGUCUUACUAACAUGGGUUGUGGUGCAGUGGAUGGAGCUGCUCCACCCUUAACUAGAGGUCGAGGGUUCGACUUUGGGUAUGGAGAAAACUUUGUUGGGAGCGCUACCACCUUAAUGGGCCCUACAACACGUCUCGACUACGUAAUUAAAACAAAGUAACGAAACUAUUGAUACAAUUCUUCAAAAAAUACAUCAAAAAUUUGUAAAAAAAAAACUUUAUUUAUUUAGACAUCUAGUUUCAUAAUGUAUCAUAUUGUGUUGUUUUGUAUUAUAUUGUUUUGAUAAAUAUUAUAUUUUAAUACAUUGUAUUAUUUUCCGUUAUUCUAUCUUGUCACAUACUAUAAUCAAGAUGUAAGAAAAUUUUAACAGCUUAGUUGAUUGAUUACCUAAACUAUUACUUGUUGGUCAAGAUUCGACUUUCCACCUUAUAAUCCCCUUUCUCAUUCUUCUUCCAUAAACAAAAAAGGAAACUAAUUUUUGUAGUCUUAUUCUAUUAGGAUUUAGACAAAUUGUUACCUUCUUUUCUUUUUUCCAUAGUUUGAUUUGCACUAAGCCUCAACAAUUUUUUCCUAUUCAUAUUUGGAUUUGGAGAAUUAAAGUUUAUGCAAUUAAAACUUGGAGAACUAAAGUUGAUGCAACUAAAACUUCUUGAAUCAAUCCCUAUUCAUAUAGGACUAGGAGAAGCCAAAUAGCUCUAUAAAUAUAAGCCAAUACUAUUUCACAUUCUUCAUCACAAAUUUCUUUAGCAAUUAUACUCCUUAGUUUAUAAACUUCUUUUUCCCUUCUUGAAAGAACCUGGUUCUUUGAGUUGUUGGAGUUCUUGAUAUGAUCACCAUACCUAUCAAGCAAGAAAUCAUCGACUUAACAGACGAUUUAGACGAUACCAAUGUCUCCACAAACACAACUAUGCAUAUAGUCCCCAUAACCAAUUAUGGUGUUGGUUCUUGUUUUCUUGAUAUUCAAGAAAGUCCUGUGAAGAAGAUGAAACUUGAAAGUGAGCCUUGUAUCAUUGCUCCUUUGUCGAUUUGUCCAAAGAAUGAAUUCGUAGGAGCUUCCCCUGCUGUUAAUCCAAUUACUACUAGUUGUAAGCAAUUCUGGAAAGCUGGAGAUUAUGAUGGCAAUAAGGAGGGUGCAUGUCAUGAUCAAACUGUUGGUAUGGAUCAUGUGAGAGUUCAUCCGAAAUUCUUGCAUUCGAAUGCUACUAGUCAUAAAUGGGCAUUGGGUGCUUUCGCUGAGCUUUUAGACAACGCGAUGGAUGAGGUUUGCAAUGGUGCUACUUAUGUUAGCGUAGAUGUGCUGGACAAUAAGAAAGAUGUUGGGAGUAAGAUGUUGUUAGUUGAAGACGAUGGUGGUGGAAUGACUCCUGAUAGGAUGCGCCAGUGCAUGUCGCUUGGGUAUUCUGCGAAAAGCAAAUUAGCAAACACGAUUGGUCAAUAUGGAAAUGGUUUCAAAACGAGUAGUAUGAGGCUAGGGGCUGAUGUGAUUGUGUUUUCGCGGGGGAGGGAUAGAGCAACGAGCAUGUUGACACAGAGUGUAGGAAUGUUGUCAUAUACUUUUUUGAGGGGCACAGGGAAAGAAGAUAUCGUUGUUCCUAUGGUUGAUUUUGUGAAGAGGGGAGGGACUUGGGAGAUGUUGGUUCGGUCUUCUGCUGAUGAUUGGAAGAGGAAUUCGGAGACUAUAACACAAUGGUCUCCUUAUGAGAACGAACAGGAUCUUUUACAGCAGUUUGAGUUUUUGAAAGGUGAUCAUGGGACGCGAAUUGUCAUAUACAAUCUGUGGGAGGAUGAAGAAGGAGCCACAGAGCUUGACUUUGACACCAAUGCUCAUGACAUUCAAAUAAGGGGUGUUAGUCGAGAUGAAAAGAAGAUUGAGAUGGCGAAAGAAUAUCCUAACUCGAGGCACUUCCUAACAUAUCAACAUUCUUUAAGGAGUUAUGCUUCGAUUUUGUAUCUGAGACUUGCUCCUGGAUUUCAAAUAAUUUUGAGGGGGAAAGAAGUUGAACAUCAUAAUUUGGUAAACGACAUGAUGCUGUCGGAGGAGAUUACGUACAGACCACAAUCCGUUGGUUAUGAAACAUCUGUAGCUGAAGGAACUAUUGGUUUUGUGAAAGAUGCAAAACAUCAUAUUGAUAUUCAAGGUUUCAAUGUUUAUCACAAGAAUAGGCUCAUUAAGCCUUUCUGGAGGGUGUGGAAUGCUGCUGGCAGCGAUGGUCGCGGUGUGAUAGGCGUCUUAGAAGCUAAUUUUGUUGAACCAGCUCAUGAUAAACAGGGCUUUGAGCGCACGAUUGUCCUUGCUAGACUCGAGGCACGCCUACAAUUUAUGCAGAAGAAAUAUUGGUCAUCAAACUGUCAUUUCAUUGGUUAUGCUAAGCGUCGCAAUGUAAAGAACACUACUGUCUCUCCUGAUCAAGAAGAACCAAACACUUGUUCUGUGCCUACGAGCAAAUCCUGUUCCCCAUUCAGCUCCAAUGUCAGCCACACAACCUGUCAUGAUGAAAGAUCUAAACCGAAAUCAUCUGGAGUAGAACAUGAGAUGAGACCAGUUCAUUCUUCAAUAACGGACAAUUCGGUGCAGGAAGCAUCCCGUGUUUAUGUAGGAUCUGGGGAAAUUCCGCGUCCAGUUCAGGUUUCAGCACAAGCAAGACGACAGACUAUGUAUGGAGAACAAAAUCAGCAAGUGUUUACACUAAAUGGGCAAGUUGACCUAACUCAGCAAGUGUGCGCAUUAAAUAGGCAGCCUGAUCUAACUCAGCAAGUGUGUAGAUUGAGUAGGCAACCCAAUAUAACUCAGCAAGUGUGUACAUUGAAUAGGCAACCCGAUAUAACUCAGCAAGUGUGUAUAUUAAAUAGGCAAACUGAUGGAACUCCCGGAAACACCACCUGUCAUGAUGAUACAUCUAAAUCAAAAUCCACUGUAGGAGAACACGAGAAUUGGGUACCAGUUCAUUCUUCAGCACAAGCAACAAAUCAAACUAUGCCUAGAGAUCACACUCAGCAAGCGUCUACAUCAAAUAGUCAAACUUCAGGAAAUCCAGUUGUGAAGAUGGAAGAUAUUGUGUCAAAUGACUUGAGAGCAGAGAAUAAUAGUAUUAAAAAUAAUCUACAACAGGUUUUGCGCCAUUGGCAACAUGAAAGAGCCACGAGUAAGAGUCUAGCACGCGUCCUUUUAGAAGAAAGAAAACAGCGGGCUACGGAAGGAGAAAGUUUAAGGAGCAAAUUGAAGGAUGCUUCUGUUACCAUACAAGAUUUGCUCAACAAAGUGAGGCUGCUACAAAGUAGCAGGAUAACCUUUACCUGCAAAACUGAACGUUAGCAAUGAGAAGUGACACAAAAUAUGUAGCUAAAGAACAACUGAUGCACACUUCAAAGAUCUUGUUAAUAGCAAACCCAUUCAAUAUUAACAUGUAUAUGUUAGCUUUACUUUUCCAUUUUUUCUUUGGAUAUAAUUGUUUUUGACGGAAACAGUUUUGGAUUCCGAUUAUCAAUAUGAAUAUAUUUUAUCUUCCGAAUUUCUAUCCUUUAUUUAAGUUUCUUGUUUUCCCUGCUGUUUCUUGAUCUGUCGAAGAGCAUA
Messenger RNA from Capsicum annuum, 3908 nucleotides. RefSeq names its product protein MICRORCHIDIA 7-like. The transcript has a single exon. Gene Ontology annotation, molecular function: ATP hydrolysis activity. Bases 1164 to 3650 code for a protein of 828 amino acids. The record is from RefSeq and is a predicted model, not a curated record. NCBI's taxonomy places the organism in Eukaryota, Viridiplantae, Streptophyta, Magnoliopsida, Solanales, Solanaceae. Gene Ontology annotation, cellular component: nucleus.